Molecule: messenger RNA, 1266 nt
Organism: Aspergillus fijiensis CBS 313.89
Lineage: Eukaryota; Fungi; Ascomycota; Eurotiomycetes; Eurotiales; Aspergillaceae
Gene: hacA
Product: transcription factor HAC1
Exons: 3
Coding region: 316-1266 (316 amino acids)
Biological process (GO): positive regulation of transcription by RNA polymerase II
Molecular function (GO): DNA-binding transcription factor activity, RNA polymerase II-specific
Source: RefSeq, a predicted model, not a curated record
CAGACUGUCUGAUCUGAAAGCAGUCAACCCUCUCCAUCUUAUUACUUUGGCUACCUUUGUGGACAGUUGUCCUCUUCCCAUUUCCUCCCCCAGCUUCCGUUUUGGGUCCAACCAACCAGAACGUUGCUGGUCAACCACCUGGCCCCUCCCCCAGACCCGGCUUGUACCGUGAUGACACCGUGGCCUCUGUCCCUGUGACCUGGGCAAAAAAAAAGAGACGUGAUCGAGCUACGCCUUCCUGAGCAUUGAGCAUCACCUUACUUUCGUGACCCAUACAGUCUACGAUUAGACAGAUCAACAUAUCGCCUUUGCAAGAUGGAAGGCGGUUUCUCUCCAGUGGAAUCCUUGGCUGGUUCGCCGGCUCCGGAAAUUCCCAUGCUCACCGUCUCCCCAGCGGACACUUCCUUGAAUGAUCCCACCGUCAAGGCUGAAGCUAAGUCAGAGGACAAGAAGCCUGCGAAGAAGAGAAAGUCAUGGGGCCAGGAGUUGCCAGUCCCUAAGACCAACCUUCCUCCAAGGAAACGGGCCAAGACGGAGGACGAAAAGGAGCAGCGCCGCAUCGAGCGUGUUCUUCGGAAUCGGGCUGCUGCACAAACUUCUCGAGAGCGCAAGCGCCUCGAGAUGGAGAAACUAGAAAACGAGAAAAUCCAGAUGGAGCAACAGAACCAGUUCCUUCUUCAGCGCUUGACCCAGAUGGAAGCCGAAAACAACCGCCUGAACCAACAAGUCGCUCAACUGUCCGCCGAGGUCAGGGGUUCCCGUGGCAACACUCCCAAGCCCGGCUCCCCUGCUUCGGCCUCUCCCACCCUUACGCCGACCCUGUUCAAGCAGGAGCGCGACGAACUCCCCCUCGACCGAAUCCCCUUCCCGACCUCUCCUUACACCGACUACUCCCCCACUCUUCGGCCUUCCACUCUGGCUGAGUCCUCCGACUUGACACAACAUCCUGCAGCGGUGUUGUGCGACCUGCAGUCUCCUCUUUCUGACGACGACUUCAACCGCCUAUUCAGCGGUGAUUCACCCGCUGGGUCGGAUUCUUCAGUCCUUGAAGACGGGUUCGCGUUUGACCUUCUCGACGGAGGAGAUCUAUCAGCAUUUCCAUUUGAUUCUAUGGUUAAUUUCGACCCCGACUCUGUCAACUUCGACGGCAUCGACCCGCCCCACGGUCUUCCGGACGAAGCUUCUUGCCAGACUUCUAGCGUGCAACCCAGCCUUGGCGCGUCCACUACGCGAUGCGACGGGCAGGGCCUUGCAGCUGGCUGCUAA